Messenger RNA from Kickxella alabastrina, 894 nucleotides. RefSeq lists its product as uncharacterized. Lineage: Eukaryota; Fungi; Kickxellomycota; Kickxellomycetes; Kickxellales; Kickxellaceae. The record is from RefSeq and is a predicted model, not a curated record. The transcript is spliced from 3 exons. Bases 109 to 792 code for a protein of 227 amino acids.
CUACAACCCCUAAAUCAACUCGUGGGUAUCCAAACGGCAUAGCUAAUCGACACCAAGCUUGGGCAGCUGCAAGUCUCGCUCUGCCAGCAUGACGAGUCCGCUUCAAACAUGGCCUGCGAAAUCAACAGCCUGGCAAGCACAAAGAGACAGCUGGCUGCCGCGAAGUCCCAGGCAGACGAGCUCAUCCCGGUGCUCAAGGCACUGGAGCAGCUGUACGCCAAAUUGGCCGAUUCGAGCACUGCGUGGUCGACCGACCUGGUACAGCAAGAGUCCGAGUUUCGGCAGAGCCGUCACCAGCACUACCUGGAUCUCCAGCAGACCAUGGACGAGCAGUAUGCUGAGCUGCGCCGGGACAGUGUGCACAUGCGCGUGGCCAAUGCCGAGCGCUCGUUCAAGCGUGACUUGGACAGCUACGUGCAGAACCAGAGUUCGCCCCGACAAAGGUCGCAUACAAAUGUGCCUCGGGCAGCAGCAGCACCGGAAAACUGGGCCGGCGGCAGUUGCGCUGACCAGGACUUUUUUGGUGACAGUGACGAAGCAGGUUUGAAAUCGCUGGGCACUAUCAAGCAAAGGCCCAAAAGCGGCACAAUGCCAAGCGCGUUUGGUCGUCUUGCGAGCCGCCAAGGCAAACCAGCCAAGAAGGGAAAGGGCUUUUCGGCGGCAGCUCGUGCCAACUACAAAGACGGUGAUGAAGCGAAGAUCUUUGGCGACGACGACGAUGAUGAACACCUGGGCGCUGAAUCUCGUAUGGGCUUUGUCGUUCUUGGCGACGAGGAUUUUUCUGGCACGUAAGCGGAAAGAAUAUUCAACACCUCAGCCCACCAAAAUCACCUGGACUCGUGGGCACAUUCCGAUUGGCUCGAGUUUGUUCAUCUUGGCAUUUCUUGGCAUUCA